GGCCGCCCCCGACCCCGAACUCCGGCCCGGCCUCGCGGCGGCGGAUACUCGACAGCGCUCUGCCGCGUUCCCGCGUCCCCCCACCCCACCCCGCGUCCCCGCGUCCCCGCGUCCCGAGAGCCGGCGCGGCGCGGCAGGGGCAGCCUUCCACUACGGAGAGCCCAGCUGUCAGCUGCCUCUCAGGAAGAUGCUGUGUCGCUGGGCCAGCGCGGGUGUGGGUGUGCGUGUGCGUUUGGCCACAGCCCUGGCAGUGCUGUGGGUCUGCGUCACAGGCGCACUGGAGGUCCAGGUCCCCGAAGACCCCGUGGUGGCCCUGGUGGGCACCGAUGCCACCCUGCGCUGCUCCUUCUCACCCGAGCCCGGCUUCAGCCUGGCGCAGCUCAAGCUCAUCUGGCAGCUGACGGACACCAAACAGCUGGUGCACAGCUUCUCCGAGGGCCGGGACCAGGGCAGCGCCUAUGCCAACCGCACCGCGCUCUUCCCCGACCUGCUGGCGCAGGGCAACGCGUCCCUGAGGCUGCAGCGAGUGCGGGUAGCUGAUGAGGGCAGCUUCACCUGCUUUGUGAGCAUCCGGGACUUCGGCAGCGCUGCAGUCAGCCUGCAGGUGGCGGCUCCUUACUCGAAGCCCAGCAUGACCCUGGAGCCCAACAAGGACCUGCGGCCCGGGGACAUGGUGACCAUCACGUGCUCCAGCUACCGGGGCUACCCGGAGGCCGAGGUGUUCUGGCAGGACGGGCAGGGUGCGCCCCUGACCGGCAACGUGACCACGUCGCAGAUGGCCAAUGAGCAGGGCUUAUUCGACGUGCGGAGUGUCCUGAGGGUGGUGCUGGGCGCCAAUGGCACCUACAGCUGCCUGGUGCGCAACCCUGUGCUGCAGCAGGACGCUCAUGGCUCCGUCACCAUCACGCCCCAGAGAAGCCCCACAGGCGCCGUGGAGGUCCAGGUCCCCGAAGACCCCGUGGUGGCCCUGGUGGGCACCGAUGCCACCCUGCGCUGCUCCUUCUCACCCGAGCCCGGCUUCAGCCUGGCGCAGCUCAACCUCAUCUGGCAGCUGACGGACACCAAACAGCUGGUGCACAGCUUCUCCGAGGGCCGGGACCAGGGCAGCGCCUAUGCCAACCGCACCGCGCUCUUCCCCGACCUGCUGGCGCAGGGCAACGCGUCCCUGAAGCUGCAGCGAGUGCGGGUAGCUGAUGAGGGCAGCUUCACCUGCUUUGUGAGCAUCCGGGACUUCGGCAGCGCUGCAGUCAGCCUGCAGGUGGCGGCUCCUUACUCGAAGCCCAGCAUGACCCUGGAGCCCAACAAGGACCUGCGGCCCGGGGACAUGGUGACCAUCACGUGCUCCAGCUACCGGGGCUACCCGGAGGCCGAGGUGUUCUGGCAGGACGGGCAGGGUGCGCCCCUGACCGGCAACGUGACCACGUCGCAGAUGGCCAAUGAGCAGGGCUUAUUCGACGUGCGGAGUGUCCUGAGGGUGGUGCUGGGCGCCAAUGGCACCUACAGCUGCCUGGUGCGCAACCCUGUGCUGCAGCAGGACGCUCAUGGCUCCGUCACCAUCACAGGGCAGCCCAUGACAUUCCCUCCCGAGGCCCUGUGGGUGACCGUGGGGCUCUCUGUCUGCCUUGUCGCCCUGCUGGUGGCCCUGGCCUUCGUGUGCUGGAGAAAGAUCAAGCAGAGCUGUGAGGAGGAGAAUGCAGGUGCCGAGGACCAGGACGGGGAUGGAGAAGGAUCCAAAACAGCCCUGCGGCCUCUGAAACACUCGGAAAGCAAAGAAGGUCCUGCUCACUCUCCAAAGGACAGAGAGACCACCCUGCAGCCUUAUUUCUCCGAUGGACGUGACUCCCAAGUCAUCCUGCUGCCUUAUUUCUCCAGUGACAUGAUACGUAAAUCAUCCUACUGUCCUAUUUCUUAUGGACAUGACACAGAGACCACCCCGCCACCUUAUUUCUCCAACGGAUAUGCUGCGCGGACCAUCUGGCUGCCUUUAUGUCUCCAAAGGACUCAGUAUUCAGACUGAUGCUCUGCCUUCUUUCUCCAAAGACAGGAUACACAGUCACCCCCGGCCUUGGUUCUCCAGGGGCCCUGAUAUACUAGUUAUCAUUUCUCAGCCUUUUCUUCCACCCACCUGUGAGCCCGUCUGCUCGGACAGGGACCCUGAGCCUUCAGCAUCUCCUCGAGUCCAGAGGCGGCUCCCCUCCUGCCCGCCCCUCCUCUGGCCCCAGCGUCGGCCUUUCCCUCCCUCGCUGACUGAAGACAGCGCCCUUCCCCCGGGCCUGUGGAGGCACAGAGGCGCAUGUGCUGGGUCACGUGCUGGGACACGUUCGGACCUCCCUUAGCCCAGUCUCUUCCGUGGUGCCGUGGGCUGUGCCCCGUGAGCUCCCCCUCCACGGGAAGCAUGUGCUGGUCACACUGGGUCUCCGGGUGUCCGCGUGGGCCCCCUGGGGGUCAGCUUCUAUCCCGCUGUUUGCCCCUCCUUUCCUUUGGUUCAUCCAUUCUAGUAACAGUCACUGAGCCUCCGUGGGGUGUCAGCACUGUGUUAGGUACCUGGGACCCAGCGUGAGAGGACAGGCCCCUUCUCUAAGGAGCUUGCCCUUCAGCUGGGAACUGUCAGGAAACCUGCAACCGCCUGCUAUAGCCUGCGGCUCGUGUGGGGGCUCCUGCCCUGCUCUCUACUGUACCCCUUUUCUGUGCCCACAGCUUCCUGGAUACCUCACUCCCACCCCCUCCCUAAUCCUUACCCAGAGCAGGGGCUGCGGGCAGAAACCUGGAGAGAGGGGCAGAGCCUCUUGCUAGACCUGAGAAUCUGAUGGUUUCCAAAGUCUUUCCAGGCGUGAGCAGGUGGGCAGGUGGCCAUGGCACUCUGGACCCCGAAGAGCAGAGGCCUAAGUGAAGCCUGGGGAUGGGGCAGGAGGGCCGCAGGGACACAGCUCUUCCCCUCUCCCUCCCCACCCCCCCGCCCCGACCACGGUGCUAUUCUGGGGCUGGGAAGACAUCUCCUGGCUUGUCCUUUGCUGGCCUCCAGCCUCCGGAAAACUUCUGAUGUCCUCCCGCUGACAUUUCUUCCUUCCCCAGGAACGGAAGAGGUGGCAUGUCUAAUUUAAAUGUGGGACUCUGAGGAAUUUUGUUAACUGGGGGUGUAUUUUGGGAAAAAUAAAUGGCUUUGUAGAAA
This is a messenger RNA of Prionailurus viverrinus (fishing cat), 3169 nucleotides long. RefSeq names its product CD276 molecule (gene CD276). The record is from RefSeq and is a predicted model, not a curated record. The coding region runs from base 188 to 2017 and encodes 609 amino acids. NCBI's taxonomy places the organism in Eukaryota, Metazoa, Chordata, Mammalia, Carnivora, Felidae. The transcript is spliced from 10 exons.